AUGCAAGUCACUGUGACGACAUUCCAUAAUACCGUGGUGAUAUUUGUCCCGACGGUGUUGCCGAGGUGACCUUGUCGGCUGACCUUGUCGGGUGGACGCUGCUGGGCUAACACUCGCUCACUACACAUUGCUUCUGCACCGCCCAGCCGGUGCUGAGAGAGUCGUUUCAAGAUGGCGGACAAAGUACCUUCCGUACGUCUGAGCAGCGGUUACGACAUGCCAAUGCUUGGCCUAGGAACCUACAACAGUUUCCGGCCAAACGAGGUUGGUGACGCCGUGAAGGCCGCAAUUCAGAUUGGAUACCGCCAUAUUGACACGGCGUGGAUCUAUAGCACGGAACCGGAAAUCGGAGUCGCCAUUAAAGAACUGAUGAAAGAAGGAAAAGUAAAGCGAGAAGAGCUUUUCAUUGUGACAAAGAUUUGGGGCCACCGUCAUGAACCAGAGCAGGUGGAGCAAGCGUGUCGAGAGUCACUGGAGGCCCUGGGCAUGAAUUACAUAGAUCUGUAUCUGAUACACUUCCCUGUGGCCUACGCUGACAAGGAGCGUACCCAGUCGACCCUGACGGACUACUUGGACACGUGGAGGGCCAUGGAGAAGCUGGUGGACAAGGGCCUCGUCAAGUCUAUCGGCGUCUCCAACUUCAACCAACAGCAGCUGGAAAGGAUUCUUAAAAUGGACGGCCUCAAGUACAAGCCUGCGAAUAACCAGGUGGAGAUAACUCCGUAUCUUGCCCAGGACGAACUUGUGCAGUUCUCCCUGAAGAACGGCAUCUCAACGACUGGCUAUGGUCCGUUCGGGGCACCGGGACAGGUGUACAUACCCAAGGAUGCACCAAAGUUCCUGGAACACCCGACCAUUAUCGAACUCGGGAAGAAAUACGGCAAAUCUCCAGCUCAGGUGAUCCUCAGGUGGGGCAUACAGAGAGGCAUUGCUCUCGUUCCCAAGAGUACGAAUCCAUCUCGUCUGGCCCAGAACAUGGAUAUAUUUGACUUUGAGCUAAGUGCGGAUGAUAUGAAGGCAAUGCUAGCUCUCGACAAAGGCUACAGAGUCAACCAUGAACAGUUCCUAAAAUGGAAAGAUCACCCCUUCUAUCCAUUUGAGAAGUGAGCUUGCACAGCACAGAAGAACACACAGUGAGAAAAUCAGCGACGAUCAGAGUAUUGUUUUCAUCAUUUGUUCCUAUUAUUUGUGUGAUCAUAGUCAAUGUGAAACAAACGAAUGUUUACAAUGAUUACAUGUGUGUUGAAUAAACAUAUAUCAUAAUGACA
This is a messenger RNA of Haliotis rufescens (red abalone), 1268 nucleotides long. Its product is annotated as aldo-keto reductase family 1 member B1-like. The transcript is spliced from 11 exons. The record is from RefSeq and is a predicted model, not a curated record. NCBI's taxonomy places the organism in Eukaryota, Metazoa, Mollusca, Gastropoda, Lepetellida, Haliotidae. Gene Ontology annotation, cellular component: cytosol. Bases 172 to 1107 code for a protein of 311 amino acids. Gene Ontology annotation, molecular function: aldose reductase (NADPH) activity.